Pygocentrus nattereri (red-bellied piranha) is the source of this 5672-nucleotide messenger RNA. RefSeq names its product ring finger protein 165b (gene ark2cb). The transcript is spliced from 8 exons. The record is from RefSeq and is a predicted model, not a curated record. Lineage: Eukaryota; Metazoa; Chordata; Actinopteri; Characiformes; Serrasalmidae. Gene Ontology annotation, molecular function: zinc ion binding; ubiquitin protein ligase activity. The coding region runs from base 245 to 1303 and encodes 352 amino acids.
CGGAGGCGUCUGUUUUACGUCCGGCAGCGCCCCCAGCGGUGGCUGACAGCGGCGACAUCCUCAUGUCAGAGCUUUGUGCUCAUCAUACAGCAGUCCGCCGCUCUCUCUCUCUUUGUCCUCAAGGCGACUGCACGGUCCGCCUGAAUGUAACGUUAGAUAUUUCUUUCUUUUUUUUUUUUUUGGUAGUGGAGAGUAUUUUGAGCCAUCUAUUUAAAGACUGUUAAACGAUACGAAGAGCUCAAACAUGGUGUUAGUGCACGUUGGAUACCUGGUUCUUCCAGUUUUCGGCUCUGUACGAAAUAGAGGAUCUCAGUUUAACAGGCAUCAGCAUAGCCAUGCUACCUCUUGCCGGCAUUUCCACGUAAGCCCCCAGGCCCAGAUCCCUGUUGACUUCCCAAUGCCCCAUCCAGGACAAUCUCAGACGGGGAUGAACCCGCACCUCGCCCCGACGCACCAGCCAGCCGCCCCGCUCCAUCCGCCCCUCAGCCACAUGCCAGCGCCGCAGUUCCAGGACAUCCAAGGCCCCCCUUUCCUACCUCAGGCUUUACACCAGCAAUACCUCAUCCAGCAGCAGAUCCUGGAGGCACAGCACAGGAGGAUCCUUCCACAGCCCAGCAGACAUGCCCAAGAGAGAACGCCCCACCAUCCCCAGACGCUGCGCCCCCCCUAUGAAUACGCCCCUUCUAUCCAUGUCCCUCCUCCUCCACCUGUCCCACAGCAGCCACGCUACCUUGCUGAAGGAACAGAUUGGGAUUUGAGUGUGGACCCUGGACUGCCUCACCCACAGUACCACGUCCCUCAGCUCCCUCAGCACUAUCAGCACUACCUGGCCUCUCCCAGGCUGCACCAUUUCCCCAGGAAUGCAUCCUCAGCACAAGUGGUUGUCCAUGAGAUCAGAAACUACCCGUAUCCCCAGUUACAUCUGUUGACCCUGCAAGGCCUCAAUCCCUCUCGCCAUGCCACCGCUGUGCGAGAAAGCUACGAGGAGCUUUUACAGCUGGAAGACAGGCUCGGUAAUGUGAACCGAGGGGCUGUGCAAACCACCAUUGAGAGGUUUACAUUCCCUCAUAAGUACAAAAAGAGAAGACCACUGGAGCUGAAAAUAGGGAUGGACGAGGAUGAGCUGGACACAGACGAGAAGUGUACAAUAUGUCUGUCGAUGCUUGAGGAUGGAGAGGAUGUGAGGAGAUUACCCUGCAUGCACCUCUUCCAUCAGGCUUGUGUGGACCAGUGGCUCGCGACCAAUAAGAAGUGUCCCAUUUGCAGGGUGGACAUUGAGACGCAGCUGACUCCGGACAGCUGAUGUCUUCUGUAGCGCCGGUGAAAACCCUGCCCUUUCUCCCUAUCCCUUCUUGGGUACUUUGCCAAAUGUCUGUCUCUCCAUCACCUCUCACCUUUGACCUUGCCUUCUGAGCCAACCGAAGACGUGAAGCAGGUAGGAUUAAAGACAAACCACAACGUGAGUGAAAACCUGAAAGGAGCGGGAUGAUUCAUGGAGAAGGAAUGUUCAGAUCUGUGCGAGCGUCCAAGGCAGCUUUCAGUGGGACUUCAGUGGGCUUUUGCUGAGUCUGUCGAUGAGAUCCUGUCAAGGUCCCCUGCAUGCACCUUUCUGUGUAUUUAGGACAGUAAGCGCAGCUCCUGGAUGAUCUCGACUGCAGAUAACCUAAGCUUUCUCCUCCCUCACAAUAUUAGAGUUGAUAUUGCAUUACGACGUAAACAUUACGAGAGCCUCUAAAUUUCCAAACGUUAGAAGUAGUCAGUCGUGUAUCUCAGAUGUACUGCAGGGAGUGCAGUCGAUCAACUCAAAGUAUUCAGAAUGAGCACUACAUGGGAACGGUCCACGAAAGGGGAUGGUACGUUAUGGUAUUGUGAAAUAUAAUGAGUAGAUUGGGAGGUGAAGUGGAUUUCAAAUGAAAUCCAAGUAAGCAACAUGUAAGGAUGAUCUUGUUCAAGUCAAGGAAUCCAACUGUAUGAAAUGAUACUAACAAACAAUCCUUAACUGUAAUUAUCAGAAGUGAUGCUUAAUGUACUUUCUGUAAUCAUGGUGACAGCGAGGCCAGGCUUGACUUAAGCUGUGACAGUAUGUAUUUGUGCUUGUGAAAAAUCUCCAUGCUUAGAAAAGUAUCUUCAAAAUGCAUGUUCUGUGAGUGGCCGGGGCUUUUAAUUUGUUUUUUUUUUUUUUUUGUUUUGUUUUUUAUUGUUUUUUUGUUUUUCUUCUUCGGGAACAUACCGGAUAGGACGGAUGGUUCGUGCAUGAGAGAUAUCUUACUAAUUCUGAAGACACUGUGUUCUCAACUUGUCACUGACGUAACAAAGAGUGAGAUGUAUACCUUAAUGCCUGUAGGACAAGCACACAUUCUAAUAGCAACAGCCUACUUCUCAGUGUUUCCAUUAGCAAUGUAAGUGUGUGGUAUCGCUUGAACGUACAGUAUAUGUAGAGUUACUCAGCUAAGAAAGCAGCUCUAACGUCAUAUUGUGCAUGAAACCUGUUGCUGCCAUUUCUGGAGGAGACGAAAAGGGAGAAAAGCCAUUGUUUUAUAGAUACCAAACAUAACUUUUCUAAGCUGUAUUUUUGAGUUGAUUGUUUUCAUUCUUCCUGUUUUGUUCUUCUUCCUCUUUCUUAUUUUUGUUUUCCUUCUAUUAAUGAUUAUGCCAACCUAGCUGUGGGGCUGGUUCAGCUUCUCACCAUUUCAAAUAAGUAGCUGCAAUGCUGGAAUAAUAUUUAUUGUUGUCUUAAUGUAGCUAGCUGUUAUUUUUGUAAAUGCACUAUAUUAUGAGGUUGCCUGACUUCGAUGUGAUUGUGAUUUUUUCUCUUGUCCCUUGCUUAUGCAUUUGCACUCAGUGACCUGUCUCUUUGACUAGUGCUAAAAACGUUGUACACUGCGGUAUACUCCAUCCAAAAAAUAGAAAAAGCAGUAGCGUAGCCUGACAUUGACCAUUUAGCUCCACUUAUAUCACAUGCACAGCAUUCUUUGAACCCUCACGCUUAAAUGUAUGUGACUUUAUGGCUCGGUAGCAUUUCUGACGACAACAAUGCACUGAAAUGCCAUAAUGCAGUGACUGACACAUGCUUGCUUCUGUCGUUUGCCAACUUUCCCAGGUGUCCACUUUGAGCAUUGUGCUGAACUGUGCAGGAAAGAAGUGGAGAACUUUUUUACAGAGGCCUGUUUCCGCCAGGUAGAGGAACAUUACUGGCAGCAGUAAUGUUAACAGUUUGACUUACCUUGAAAGAAUGCCUUAUUCCUUCAACAUUUUGAUUCAUUUGCUCAAAAUAAUUACUUAUUUUCUCACAAUCUUGAUUUAUUAUCAGUGUAAUGACCUAUCCCAAAAUACUUUUUUUUCCUGAGAUUUAAAGUCAACCUGAAAUUAAAGUUGACUUUUUUUUCCUCGUUACUUUAUGGCUCUGUUUUGCGUGAUUUGUCAUCUAAUUUUACAUGUAAAGGACACAAUUCUUGUUUCUUCAUAAUCCUUCAUAAAAACUAUUUUUGCCUGCGUCUAAAACAUCUGAGUUUUAGUUACAUCAUCGUACACCACCAGGGGAGGACAAUGAUGAACCAAUAAUAGCAUGUGCAAUAAUAGCACCCCUCUAACCACCUCAACCCAUAAUCGAGCAAAAAUGCUCAGCUAGCCCAGAGACCCUUGGAAAGGAUUUCGACAGAAGUCGACAAUUUGAGAACUGUUAACAUAUUAUUUCAAAAUAUCAGAAAAUAACUAAAUAACAUAAAUCAAGCCCUUUGAGAACUUUCUGCAAAAUAUUUACAAAUUUAGUCAAAGGAGAUAAAAGGAGGAUUUUUUUCCUCCUACUUGGCAGAAACAGGCUUUCAUACCUUUUUUGUUUUGCUUUCACUUUCACCACAAAUUGGCAUUACUGUUAUGAUCGUCACAGUGAGAGUUUAGUGUCGCUGAUCCUUGCUAGCCUUUUUUUCUAUGUGUGAGCAGUGUUAUGUCCGUUGAGCUUCCUUCUGUGGCAUCAGUGUCCGUUUUUACUUCAGAGGGUACGGAGCAAUCUUUUUAUCUUUUUUUUCCUCUCACGUCCUGUGUCCAGCAUUCUAUAGUUUACACAGGAUGUUGUGCGUCAAAAAAUGCCUUAAGUAUUUAACAAUCAUAAUUUAUGACUAACUUUAGCUACUAUGGGUGCGUAUUUAAGUUUUGAUUUAGUUUGCCGAUUUAAUCUGUUUAUUUAUUUACAUAGACAUAACGUGUAUAAAUACCUCAUUGUGCAUACUUUAAUGGGAGUGCUUUGCAUGCAUUUGUACUUUAAAAGGAGAAAAAGAGACAAAACGAGAAAAAAAAAAAUCAAAAAGGGUGUGCUGAAAUGUGUUAGUGUGUGGUGCUGUGGAUUUGGUUACAUUCCAUUAAUGCAAUUUCAAAGAAUUCUUCAGCUGUGAUCUAGUAGACAAAACCGCUUUAGACUGGAAAUGUUUUGCAUGUAUCUCCUAUUUUGCACUCUCAGCUUGGCUACCCUCUCACUGGCAUUUGGAAAAAUGUGCACCAUGCUCUCUUUACUUUGAUUCUUCAAACUUGGUUAGUGAUCUGGCAUUUUAAAAAAAGGUUGUAUUACAACACAGCUUAGUGCAGAGUGAGAUGUACUGUGAUUAGCCUUGAGUCAUCCUGAUGCUUUACAUUAGCCGGAUUCAUAUUACACUGAGACCGCUCGCAUCAAUUGACGCUAAUGUUUGUGAUUACCACAUGACUUUACUUUAAGUCACUCCCGUUUUUUUAAAACCGUUUUUCGUUACUUCGUAACAGGGUCUGGAGCUAAACGACUGUCUGAAGAUGUAUCUAUCGCUAAUUGUAGUACAUUUAAGAUGGCCAUUGUUUUUUCUUUUGAUACUUUAAUGUGAAGACAUGGACGAAACCAAACAAGUCGUUAUUGGACCUUUCUCUAGGGGAGUAUAUUUUGCAGUGAACUUCCACCACUGAUUUUCUUUAAAGGUGCAACUUCGAAACACUACAACCCGGUAGAUUCAUUUAAGGAUGAAAUUCAGACGGAGACAGCAAACCACUCUCCUGCUUCAUUGCGUCUGUGCCACAUGGGACGCUGACACAGACCAUUAGACAGGCGUUCUUUCUUGGUUGCGUUAAUACUUGGGACUCCCUAUUUAUUUGCAGACAAAAACGAUUCGAGUGAAGACAUGCCGUGUCCUAUGAUUUGCCUCACCAGCCUUAAAGUCUUUAUUCUUUGCUCCACCGCCCUAGCAGAUUUUGGACAUACAGCAAUAGUAUUAUGUUUCGCAAAACAGAAUGAACAGUAGAUCCUAAAGCACAAGCUCUAUAAUGCAUGUCUUUCUCAGGUUUUAAUAUACGUAUGAGAAUGGAUAGAUAUGUUAAAAUAUUUUACCAUAAAUCUUUCUGAUGUUUUUUCUGCUGCUGACGUUAAAAAAAAAGGAAAAAAAAAAAUAUUGAAUAACCUGCCAGUGAAAGGGAAGUGGCUAUCUUUGUAUAAGACACUGCUGUUGCUGUUACUGCGCAAUGUUUUCUGACAUUAAUAUUUUAUAGUCAAGUAGGAAAAAAUAUGUAUUGACAAUAUUUAAGCAAUAGCUCGAUGAUCAUCAUGUACGAUAACUAGAUUAAGUGUAUAUUGCGUAAAAAAAAAAGAAAAAAAAACACUUAGAUUCACUUUUGGUGGAUUUUGUACUGUAUUUAUUACUAAUGAUGCAAAAAGUUGCAUA